This is a messenger RNA of Pochonia chlamydosporia 170, 324 nucleotides long. RefSeq lists its product as hypothetical. The coding region runs from base 1 to 324 and encodes 107 amino acids. The record is from RefSeq and is a predicted model, not a curated record. The transcript has a single exon. Lineage: Eukaryota; Fungi; Ascomycota; Sordariomycetes; Hypocreales; Clavicipitaceae.
AUGAUCCGCCAUGCUCUGGCUUCCACGUGUAAAGGCGGUACUAAUCAGCCGCUCGGCGCCCCUCAACCAAUUAACCACGGCACUCCAGGGACAGUUUCACACUCUGCCCCCCUCACAUUUGACACCAUACUAGUGUUGACGAGACCUCAAGUACGAGUGUUGGCCAGGUCUGUAUGUGGCCUCCUCCAACCAGGGAAUCUUUGUGGCAUUAUCCCCGCGAUGGACUACCUGCAAUGCCGAGAUUCUUCUCUCUGCUCAUUUAAGAACCUGUGUCUGCGCUGGGCGCCAAACAUUCAAAUAAGGACAGCAGAGACAAAGGUGUAA